This is a messenger RNA of Pongo pygmaeus (Bornean orangutan), 829 nucleotides long. RefSeq lists its product as uncharacterized. The transcript has 5 exons. The record is from RefSeq and is a predicted model, not a curated record. NCBI's taxonomy places the organism in Eukaryota, Metazoa, Chordata, Mammalia, Primates, Hominidae. Bases 1 to 720 code for a protein of 239 amino acids.
AUGGUAGACAUCUUUGUUGCCUCCAAAGUUUUGAAGGAUAAUCGGGGCCAGGAAGGCUCCGGACGGAGCAGGUUUUCUGGACCACAGACACACUGCCCCGGCGCCCACCGCAGGCCGCUCCUCCCCAGGCCCGUGCCAGUGCCCCGCUGGUUUCCGCCGCGCUGCCGGGACUGGAGCUCAGACGGCCUUCGCCAGCCCCCCCAACCCACGCAGGUCCCUGCUGACCUGGGCAAAUCCCCACCCUCGCUGAAGGUUCGAGGACCACCCCGCUUUCCCGAGAGGAGCCAGGCAGCGGGUACUUAUCUCCGACCUCCGGCGAGUAGGAGACGCCGCGCGACCGCCAGUCCUCCAGUUACAGGAACCGCACGAGAGAGUCUUGCUCUGUCACCCAGGCUGGAGUGUAAUGGUGCAAUCUUGGCUCACUGCAACCUCCGUCUCCCGGGUUCAAGCGAUUCUCCUGCCUCAGCCUGCCAAGGUUUACAGGCAUUUGGGUUAGCCCUUGUGUUACCUGAGGCUCAUACUGCUUCCAGCAGCAAGGCUCCUUCCCUAACGAGGCCCUCACCAGCCACCUCCCAUCCCCAUCCUCCAACCAUAGCACAACUGACAGUCUCAGUGGGAGACAUGAAACUAAACAGGAAUGAUACAUUGACAAUAAAGAACAUGAAGAGAUGGUUCCUGGACACUACAAGAAACGUGUGGUCCCAGCUACUCGAAGACUGAAGUGACAGGAUCAGUUGAGCCCAGAAGGUCGAUGCUACAGUGAGCCAUGAUCAUGCCACUAUACUCCAACCUAGGUGACAGAGCGAGACUCCAUUUCAGGAAAAAAAAA